AUGGACCUACAAAGAAAAAGUUAUUGAAAUAGUUAGCAAUUUUAACUACCUUGGUAUUGUUAUGUUAAGUGGGGGCUCAUUUAUACCUGCCACUAAUAAACUUUAUGGUAAAGCUACAAGGGCUAUGAAUUCACUUUUUUGUAUUACAAAAUUUAUGGAAGUGCCAAUAAAUGUUAUGUUCAAGCUAUUUGAUUCAUAUGUAUUAUCAAUCCUUAAUUAUAAUUGCGAAGUAUUGGGAUUUAUUGCGGCAACUAAUAUUGAACGUAUUCACAGAAAGUUCUGUAAACGACUGUUAAAUGUAAAACUAUCAACAAAUUCAAUGUCACUCUAUGCCGAAUUUGGUCGAUUUCCUUUAUAUAUUGGUAGAUACCUACGAAUUUUCAUCCACUUCAUUACUUUUUUUUAUAAGGAACUUAAACCUGUAUUUGAAAGAUCAGUGUAUUUAGAUGUCAUUGACAAUAACAAACAUAGAAACAUGAUUGCUAAAAUACGUCUAUCGUCACAUAACCUGUUAAUUGAAACUGGUAGACAUUAUAACAUUAUCAGAAAUGAAAGACUUUGUAAUGUUUAUGUGUCCAAGUCGCACGGAUACCCGGCGAGCUGCUAUCAUACGGAGGUGUUGACUGCGACGGACCACAGUCAGGCUGUCCACCAUUGUGUCCGACAUCCCACGACGGCCUCGGCGAUAGGCGAUAAUACCUCUGUCAUUCUUCGUGGGAGACUUAGCCGUUAA
Dreissena polymorpha is the source of this 733-nucleotide messenger RNA. RefSeq lists its product as uncharacterized. The transcript is spliced from 3 exons. NCBI's taxonomy places the organism in Eukaryota, Metazoa, Mollusca, Bivalvia, Myida, Dreissenidae. The record is from RefSeq and is a predicted model, not a curated record. Bases 62 to 733 code for a protein of 223 amino acids.